CCCCUUGAGGGGGAUAUUUUGUAAAACUGACAUUUGCGGCACUAACCCAACUUUUUAUAGUUUACAUCUGCAUAACCAUAACAUCCCGCUCUUGAAAUUGUGAAAUUUAGCUAGUUAUUCACUAAAUCACACAAGGAAAAUGUUGGCGACACAAACGAUGAACCAGUCCGGGAUUCCGGACAAAAUGUGGCAGCCCCCUUUUGUCCAGUUCGAGACCACAAUGGGCGAGUUUGUGAUCGAGCUCUACUGGAAACAUGCACCGCAAACCUGCCGAAACUUUGCGGAACUUGCCCGCAGGGGCUACUACAACAACACGAUUUUCCACCGAAUCAUCAGCGACUUUAUGAUCCAGGGGGGCGACCCAACCGGCACAGGAAAAGGGGGCAUGUCGAUCUACGGGCCGUCGUUCAAAGACGAAAUCCAUCCGGAGUUGAAGCACAGUGGGGCCGGAGUGCUGUCGAUGGCCAAUUCGGGUCCCGACUCCAAUGGCAGUCAGUUCUUUAUCACAUUGGGGCCCACUCAGUGGCUGGACGGAAAACACGCGAUUUUCGGACGGAUACACGCGGGUAUGCAGGUGAUUAAAAGGAUUGGGUUUGUUGAGACUGAUAGGAAUGAUCGGCCGGUGGACGAGGUCAAAAUACUAAGGGGAAAGGUCCUGAAGAGCUAGCAGGACCAAUAAAAAAACACCUACUAAAAAAUGUAUCUUAAUUGCAUUAUCCUAAAACUGUGCCCCUCGAAGUUCAAUUAAUUAAAGGCGAUUUCUCAGCA
Dendroctonus ponderosae (mountain pine beetle) is the source of this 768-nucleotide messenger RNA. RefSeq names its product peptidyl-prolyl cis-trans isomerase-like 1 (gene Cypl). Gene Ontology annotation, molecular function: peptidyl-prolyl cis-trans isomerase activity. The transcript has 3 exons. Gene Ontology annotation, cellular component: catalytic step 2 spliceosome. Lineage: Eukaryota; Metazoa; Arthropoda; Insecta; Coleoptera; Curculionidae. The record is from RefSeq and is a predicted model, not a curated record. Gene Ontology annotation, biological process: protein peptidyl-prolyl isomerization; protein folding. The coding region runs from base 140 to 667 and encodes 175 amino acids.